Molecule: messenger RNA, 2037 nt
Organism: Lepus europaeus (European hare)
Lineage: Eukaryota; Metazoa; Chordata; Mammalia; Lagomorpha; Leporidae
Gene: TMEM115
Product: transmembrane protein 115
Exons: 2
Coding region: 475-1530 (351 amino acids)
Biological process (GO): retrograde vesicle-mediated transport, Golgi to endoplasmic reticulum
Cellular component (GO): Golgi apparatus; membrane
Source: RefSeq, a predicted model, not a curated record
CGCCGGGGGCGCGCAGGCGCGGCACCCCUGUUUGUUGGCCCCUGAGAAGGAGGAGGUACGGUCGAAGCCAAGACCGAGGCCGAGCCGGAGCUGACCCGGCUCGACUCGGGCCCAGAGCAAGGCGUCAGCCCUGCGCGGACUAAAGGACUCCGAAGUGGAUGGAGAAGGCGCAGUCCUGAGAUCAACGCUAGCCCGGCUGGCCCGGCGCGCGGCCUAUAGGGCAGGCAGGCAGGCGCGCCGAAGCCGCCCGGGGCCUUCCCGCAGGUCCUGGGCGAGGGGCCUAGGCUCCGGCCCGGCGACAAGGCCCGGUUCGGCCCCUGGGCACCACAGCCCCCUCCGACCGGAAGCAGGUCCUUCACCAGGGACACAGACCAGUGACUAGGCCGGGCCCGGGCCUCCCGCCGGGGCCGGGCUAGGGCGAGCCCCGGGGAGGCCCCCAGCCCACGUUCCUGCAGGCCGCCGCCCGCCGGGAAGAUGCAGCGCGCCCUGCCUGGCGCUCGCCAGCACCUGGGGGCCGUCCUGGCCAGCGCCAGCGUGGUGGUGAAGGCGCUGUGCGCCGCGGUCCUCUUCCUCUACCUGCUCUCCUUCGCCGUGGACACGCGCUGCCUGGCGGUCACCCCGGGCUACCUCUUUCCGCCCAACUUCUGGAUUUGGACCCUGGCCACCCACGGGCUGAUGGAGCAGCAUGUGUGGGACGUGGCCAUCAGCCUGGCCACAGUGGUGGUGGCCGGGCGUUUGCUGGAGCCCCUCUGGGGUGCCUUGGAGCUGCUCAUUUUCUUCUUAGUGGUGAACGUGUCUGUGGGGCUGCUGGGGGCCUUCGCCUACCUGCUCACCUACAUGGCUUCCUUCAACUUGUUCUACCUGUUCACCAUCCGCAUCCACGGCGCGCUGGGCUUCCUGGGUGGUGUCCUGGUGGCACUCAAGCAAACCAUGGGGGACUGUGUGGUCCUGCGAGUGCCCCAGGUGCGUGUCAGUGUGGUGCCCAUGCUGCUGCUGGCGCUGCUGCUGCUGCUGCGGCUGGCCACGCUGCUCCAGAGCCCGGCCCUGGCUUCCUACGGCUUCGGCCUGCUCUCCAGCUGGGUGUACCUGCGUUUCUACCAGCGUCACAGUCGGGGCCGAGGGGACAUGGCCGACCACUUCGCGUUUGCCACCUUCUUCCCCGAGAUCCUGCAGCCCGUGGUGGGGCUGCUGGCAGACGUGGUGCACAGCCUGCUGGUGAAAGUCAGGGUCUGCCAGAAGACGGUGAAGCGCUACGACGUGGGCGCCCCGUCCUCCAUCACCAUCAGCCUCCCGGGCACAGACCCGCAGGACGCCGAGCGGAGAAGGCAACUGGCCCUGAAGGCCCUCAACGAGCGGCUGAAGAGAGUGGAGGACCAGUCCGUCUGGCCCAGCAUGGAUGACGACGACGACGAGGCGGGGGCCAAGCUGGACAGCCCCCUGCCCUCAGACAAAGCCUCUGGGCCCCCAGGGAAGGGGGCUGCCCCAGAAUCCGGUCUGAUCACCUUUGAGGCCGCUCCCCCACAGCUGUAACCGGAGCGCCUGGAGUGUGGCACCGACCGCUCUGAGAGGGAGGAAGGCCUGCUGGGGUUCCGCGUGGGUUUCCACGGCCUUCGGCUGGUUCUCGCCAACACUACCCAGGAGUCCCGCCUGGUCCCACUGCAGACCCUGUGCCAGGCGCGGGGCCCCAGGCAUCAGCAGCCCAGGCGGGCGGCUGCAGGGACAGCGGUGCCACAGCUCCUGGCUGCCCCUCACGUCUGACACUGGCCACUGAGCGUUCUGAGCCCGGGUGAGGAUUUGCCAAACAGGUUGUGCAGAAGCCGGCAAGGGGCUGCGUGUGCCUGCACAGCCCCAGAAAGUCGAUGUUCACGUCAAGGCUGCUCAUGGCCCUCUGCCGUGGCUGACCACUUCGGAGCCAGCCAGCCACGCCCCAGGUAUUUUCUACAGGACCACUGGGGUGGGCAGCCAGGCCCAGCCUCGCAGUAUCAAUAAAGCAGUCCUUUGAGGCCUGACUCCUGGGCUCUGUCAGGCCACCCUGUA